GAAUCUUAAAGUCAAACUUACACUGACCAGAGCGGGGAAAGCCAUAAAAAUGAGCAGGCGGAAUUGUUGGAUUUGUAAGAUGUGCAGAGAUGACUCUAAGAGGCCCCCUUCUAACCUCACUCUGGAGGAAGCAUUACAGUGGGCCCAGUCUUUUGAAACGUUGAUGGCUACGAAAUAUGGUCCAGUAGUCUAUGCAGCAUACUUAAAAACGGAGCACAGUGAUGAGAAUAUUAAAUUCUGGAUGGCGUGUGAAACCUAUAAGAAAAUUGCCUCACAGAGGAGCAGAACUUCAAGGGCAAAGAAGCUUUAUAGGAUUUACAUCCAGCCACAGUCCCCUAGAGAGAUUAACAUUGACAGUUCGACAAGAGAAACUAUCAUCAAAAAUAUUCAAGAACCCACUCAAACGUGUUUUGAAGAAGCUCAAAAAAUAGUGUAUAUGCACAUGGAAAGGGAUUCCUAUCCCAGGUUUCUAAAGUCAGAAAUGUACCAGAAACUUCUGAAGACUAUUCAACCCAACAAUUCUUGACUGACACUCAAAAGUUUAAAUUGAAGAUGGUAUACUGAAAGUACUGGCUUUGUUCUUUUAAUAUAUAUUUAAAAAAAUCAGAAAUAGAGUAGGA
Messenger RNA from Hippopotamus amphibius kiboko, 620 nucleotides. It is a transcript of the gene RGS13, whose product is annotated as regulator of G protein signaling 13. The transcript is spliced from 5 exons. The record is from RefSeq and is a predicted model, not a curated record. The coding region runs from base 50 to 526 and encodes 158 amino acids. Lineage: Eukaryota; Metazoa; Chordata; Mammalia; Artiodactyla; Hippopotamidae.